This is a messenger RNA of Drosophila mauritiana, 510 nucleotides long. RefSeq names its product dynein light chain roadblock-type 1. Gene Ontology annotation, biological process: microtubule-based movement. The coding region runs from base 76 to 420 and encodes 114 amino acids. Gene Ontology annotation, cellular component: cytoplasm; cytoplasmic dynein complex; centrosome. The record is from RefSeq and is a predicted model, not a curated record. NCBI's taxonomy places the organism in Eukaryota, Metazoa, Arthropoda, Insecta, Diptera, Drosophilidae. Gene Ontology annotation, molecular function: dynein intermediate chain binding. The transcript has 2 exons.
CCCAAGCAGUUAUUGAUUUAGAAAAUACAUAACUAAAAGUACAUUUGCUGGAAGUUAAAAAAAUCUGUGGGCAAAAUGCAGGAAGUAGAGACUGAUCCAAAGCGAACUAAAAGUUACGUGGAAGAAGUAUUUCGCAAAGUGCAGGCUAAACCCGGCGUGGAAGACAUAUUGAUCAUGAAUCACUCGGGUGUGCCGGUGAAAACCUCGAUGGAUCGUCAGGACGGCUUGCAGUACGCCUGUCUAUAUGACAAUUUGCGGGAGAAGUGCCAGGCGUUCCUCUCCAAAAUGGAGCCAGCCCAAAAUUUGACUCUAUUGAGAGUUCGUACCAAAUAUCAUGAGGUGCUCAUUACACCAGAUGCCAAGAUCACCGUUUUGGUGGUUCAGAAUGCCAAGGAUACUUUUCUUAACAUAAAGGGAUAGCAUUGAUAUUAUGAUGUUUAUAAUUACCAAACAAGUAUUAAAUAAAGUUUUCAGUUGGACGAUUGCUAUUACCAACUGAAAGUCUUUGAA